AUGUCUGAUUUCGGGGAUGAGAUGGACGUUGAUGUCCCUGCUUCCACUAAGGAUGUGACAUUCUCUUCAGAAGCUAACAAGGGCAAACGAAGCGCUGCGAAUCUGCCAGUUGAGGCCGAGGACAGCUUACCUUGGGUCGAGAAAUACCGUCCUAAUACCCUAGAUGACGUCUCCGGUCAUCAGGACAUCCUCGCUACCAUCAACAAGUUCAUCGACCAGAACCGCCUCCCCCAUCUCCUCCUCUACGGACCUCCAGGUACCGGAAAGACGUCGACAAUUCUCGCCCUCGCUCGCCGUAUCUAUGGAACUGCCAAUAUGCGCCAGAUGGUUCUCGAGCUCAACGCCUCAGACGAUCGUGGUAUCGACGUUGUGCGAGAGCAGAUCAAGACAUUCGCCAGCACAAAACAAAUCUUCUCUAUGGGUGGCACCUCUGGCCGUUCUGGCAACUCGAUGGCUGGCUUCAAGCUCAUCAUACUUGAUGAGGCUGAUGCCAUGACAAGUACAGCGCAGAUGGCUCUGCGACGAAUCAUGGAAAAGUACACAACCAACACUCGGUUCUGCAUUAUUGCCAAUUACUCCCACAAGCUCAGCCCGGCGCUUCUGAGUCGAUGUACGCGAUUUCGCUUCAGUCCCCUGAAGGAGGGUGACAUCAGAGUGCUGGUGGACAAGGUAGUGGAAGAGGAGCAUGUCAGGAUUGGAGGAGAGGCGGUCGAUGCACUGGUGAAGCUGAGCAAGGGUGACAUGCGAAGAGCGCUGAACGUUCUACAAGCAUGCCAUGCUUCAAGCACACCAUUGCGAGCAAAGGACGCACCAAAGGUGCCUGACAGCGAGAUCCAGCGCGAAAACAUCACAACAGAAACUAUCUACAACUGCAUUGCAGCACCACCACCAGAUGCCAUUACUGAGAUCGUAUCGACGCUGCUCAAGACAUCAGAUGUUACAAGCUGCCUCACCACCAUCAAUGCGCUGAAGGUAUCGCGAGGUCUUGCUCUGGCUGAUAUCAUCACAGCACUGUCUGAGGAGUUGGUAAAGCUAGAAGUUAGCCCUGAGGUGAUGAUCACCUGGUUGGACGGUCUCGCCAAUAUCGAGCAUAGAGUUGCUGGUGGAAGUAGCGAAACUAUCCAGACGGGAGCGGUUGUUGGAGUUGUCCGAAGCGGAGUUGAGUUGAUGAGCCGGUGA
Molecule: messenger RNA, 1179 nt
Organism: Fusarium sp. VM40
Lineage: Eukaryota; Fungi; Ascomycota; Sordariomycetes; Hypocreales; Nectriaceae
Source: the annotation of a GenBank genome assembly